Molecule: messenger RNA, 2618 nt
Organism: Brassica oleracea var. oleracea
Lineage: Eukaryota; Viridiplantae; Streptophyta; Magnoliopsida; Brassicales; Brassicaceae
Exons: 5
Coding region: 503-2428 (641 amino acids)
Cellular component (GO): cytoplasm
Molecular function (GO): protein kinase binding
Source: RefSeq, a predicted model, not a curated record
GUUUAGGGAAAGCGUGUCUUUUUGCCUCCUCAGAGUCUCUCUCAUUUUGAAGAUAAUCGUUUUCUCUGAAGCUUGAUUUCGAAUCUGUUCGCUCUCAAUCCUCCUCUCCAUUUCAAAUCUCGCGUCGCUCUCUGGAGUUUUAAGAGGAAUUGGGCAUUUGUUAAGCUCGAGAUCAAGUUGUUAUUACACUCUGGCCGCUUCUGCAAAGCCGCGUGCUUCUCGCACCUCUGCACAGGUGUGGGGUGGCCUUGAUGUGGUGACUUCACUCUCUCCUCUCCCCAGGGUUUCUCUCGCUUCAAUCAUUUGGAGGCUCCGUCGUGUCUCUCAGGGUCUCACCCUUGAUUACGGCUAACGUUACUUAACGCACACACAUCAAUCAACCUCCAGGAUAACUUUGAUCUUGUUGUUUAUAGUUGUCUUUUGAGUUGGAACAUUUUUUUUAGCUUUUUUUUUUUUUAUAGUUCUAGUGGGUUAUGUUGUAUAUGUUAUUGAGUUUGGCACAAUGGUAAGGUUUUUCUGCUUCAACUCCCGCAUCCCUCGCCAUAGACCUAAGGAAUCCGUGGAAGGGUUGUCAGAACGAGUGAUCAGAGAAGAUGGAUCUAACUCAAAAGGAUUGAGCUCUUCCAUUGGUGAAAGCAGCAAGCUAGCUGAUGACUCUACCGCUGCUAUUGAGCGUAUCUGGAAAUCUGAGGAGAUUAAACCUCCUCAAGAAACUGGGAAGCAUCAUCAUGUAUGUCAUCUCAAGAAAAGUCAGUCUCAUGGAGAUGAGCUCUACUUGGACGGGAGGGACGCUACGGAGAAUGGAACAGACGAUGGCACAGAUCGGGUUGGUUCUCCAAACUCUCUUGAACAGAGGGAGACUCUCGCGGCAGGAAUGAGCAGCAACAAGCGUUUAGAAAGAAGUCCUAAUGUGUAUCAGAAAGAUGCUCCAGGUUCGGUUUCUGCUUGCCAGGGCUCUGAUCAAGCGCUCUAUGGGUCCAUUUUCUCGGUUGGAGAUCUUCGUAAUGAUGAUAUCUCCUUAUACGGUGAACAGAUGGAGAACUCAAACAGCCAAACGCCUUAUGGUUCACCAUUGCUUGUGAGGUCGAACUCAAUGCCUAAUAUCGCAGACUCUGCUUCAGGGAAAUCUUCACCUCUCAAAUACUCUUCAAGAUCCUCAGAUGAUCUUUGUGCUCUUGGCAGACGCCAGAGAGAUAAUAAACCUGUCCACGAAACUGAUGCAAAAGCGAAGCGAAAUCAAGACUAUGAUGAUGAUGCAAAUGGUUAUUCUUCCAUGGCAAAAGAUUGGAUAGUACCAGCUACAGACGAGCUCAACUCAACAGAGUUUAUCAAAGGAGAAACAUCAAACCAGCAUGCAGGAUAUCCAGGAAAGGAUUCUAGAUUCAAGCGUAUUGAUGAUUGGGUCAAUGACCUUCAGCAUGUAAACUCCUCAGCGGAAGAAGCCGAUGAAAUAAACGAUGAUGAGUUUCAAAGAGAACCGGAGCUAACAACAGCUGCUUCUCCUAGUGUAGAUGUCAUGAGGCCAACUCCUGGAAUGGAGGCUGCGAAAAAGUAUUUCUCUUCUCUGAGUAGUGCUGCAACCACAGCUCAGCUGGUUAGCCGUGGCCUUGUUGUGAUACCACUCCUAAGCAAAUUCGUUGGUCUGAGAGUUCUCAAUCUCUCAGGAAAUGCAAUAGUUAAGAUAACCGCUGGUGCUUUUCCUCGAGGACUACAUGCAUUGAACUUGUCAAAGAACUGUAUCUCGGUGAUCGAGGGGCUGCGUGAACUCACUCGGCUUCGAGUGUUAGACCUGCGUUACAACAAGAUACUGAGACUUGGUCAUGGUUUGGCUUCUUGCUCCUCCCUGAAAGAACUAUACUUAGCUGGGAACAAGAUUAGCGAAAUCGAGGGUCUUCAUCGUCUCUUGAAGCUGGCCGUCUUGGAUCUACGCUUCAAUAAGUUUUCAACCACCAAAUGUCUCGGCCUGCUCGCUGCAAACUACAGUUCUCUCCAGGCUAUAAGCUUGGAAGGCAACCCUGCGCAGAAGAACGUUGGCGAUGAGCAACUGAGAAAGUAUCUUUUGGGGCUCUUGCCACAUUUGGUGUACUAUAACAGACAAGGCGCUAAAGACGCUAGGCUAGGGACAAGCACGCUUCAGUUGGAACGAGGUCUCAGAUCAGAGCUCAAAAACAACGGCAGGAAGAGUAGCCACGGUGCUUCGAGUACACACAAAGCUGGAUCAUCAUCCGCAGCUCGUAAAGCUUCUUCGGGUGUGCAGAAAAGAUCAUCAAAGGAGAGAAGCAGCAGCCGUCUUCCACCUGUGGGACACAAAGUAUCACCAGCUGCUUACGAGAACUAUUGCGCUGCGAGUGGUGAUAGGUUGGCUACUCUGAGAUCAGAGCUCUCUAUGCGUAGAACUCGUAGCGAAGGCAAUCUUGGACCUAUCUGAGAGGUAAUGAUGAAGAAGAUGGUUUUCUCUCUUCAAUAUCUUCUCUUUAUGUUUUACUUUGUUGUUGUGCAUUAAAAGUUACAUCAGAGAAGCUUUGUUUCUUUUUUCCAGCUUCUCAAUAAUGUCUGAAACUAAAAAACAUAUGUUAUACAUUCUUUUAAGCACAGUUUGAGAUAUUAUAGAUUGCAAA